AUGCCUCGGCAUACUCAAAGCCAAGUGUUGUACUACGGAACCAUCUUGGUGCCCGUCACAGCCUCCCUCUUCCUCCUCUUGCAAGCCCAUCCUCAUCUGCUCGACAUCUCCUCUUACUCUCAGGCAUCCUUGCCAGGCCUAUUUGCCAGCGUUCUGCUGCUGCCCAUUGCAGCUUUGUUGACCAGGGCGGCUGUACUGGGUUGUGCUGAUGCGUUCCUCAAGAGAGGGUUCAAAGGCAGGGAUCUGCUUAAACCUUGGGAGGCGACAAAGGAAAUGUGAGUUUAAGGGCAGGACGCCAGGUGUUCAGGGCAAGAGAGCUGGAUAGAUCCACCACAAUUCUACGAAGAUGAGCGGUGCUGCUGUCCACGCGUUCAAUGCGUGUGAGAUGCUCGCCGAGGUUCGCUGAGGUUCUCAUCCCUCUACGCUAUGCCGCGCACAUACAGUCCAGAAUCGGCGGGUUUGCCAGCAUCCAUAGUCUACGUCGGUCUGUUGUUCCUCCUGAUCCCUUUCAGAUACGCAUCCAACACUGCUCCUUCUCCGCCAGAGAGAGCUGGAGAUGGAGCGUGGAUUGGCGAAAUCACUGGCAUAGAAAGGUUUCCUCAUCACGAGCUUUCCUUGUACCUCUCCACCUUGCUUUCGCUCUUAUCAGCCAUCAUGCUAGGUUUCUUGGACGACGUGUUCGACAUUAGAUGGAGAUUAAAGAUGCCCAUUCCGAUACUCGCCAGUCUUCCCAUGCUCGUCGUCUACUUUGCAGGAGGCGGUGGGACGAGCGUGGUAGUGCCGAGCUGGCCCCCGCUGCUCAGGGCUACAUUUGGAAUUGUGGUAGAUCUGGGUGAGUAGUCAUGUCGCUAUGCUCGGACCAUCAUGCUACGCCACGAAAACCAAAGCUGACUCCCUGCACCAAUCAGGGCCGUUGUAUUACCUCUUCAUGUCGCUGCUGUCCACCUUUAGCGUGCACAGCAUCAACAUUCUGGCUGGUAUCAAUGGACUGGAGGUGGGCCAAGCACUCAUCAUAAGCCUAUCUCUGUGCCUCAAUUCCGCUCUGUAUUUGGAUCCCAGAGCAGGCCAAGCGGGCAGCUUUGCGAGCAGGGAGCUCAGAGAUAGGCAUUUAUUCAGUUUGAGUCUGCUGCUACCCUUUUCCGGCUGCUGCGUCGGACUCUUGGCUCUGAAUCGGUGAGUGAAUGCGCCAGCUUUCAAUUCAAGAUUCCAUCCAGCAUCCGGCAAGGGGCGCUUCUGAUCCUUGCUCGACGCAUUUGCAGAUAUCCUGCCAGAGUGUUUGUUGGGGAUACGUGGUGCUAUUUUGCUGGCCAAGUCUUGGCUUGCGCCGCCAUCUUGGGCCACUUUAGCAAGACUUUGCUACUCUUCUUCAUUCCUCAAGUCUUUAACUUUCUGCUGUCGUGUCCUCAGCUUUUCGGACUAAUCCCUUGUCCCAGGCAUCGGCUUCCCGUGUGCGUAGAAUUGCGCUCCCAAGGCUGGACCUGUUAGACACGUCUGGCUGAUGAUCGUCAUCACCUCAACACAGGGCUCUUCCUGAUGGCUCGCUUACGCCUUCGGUCGCCAAAUGCACCCCGGCACUCGCUCAUUCAGCACCCCUAACGACCAAGGCUGGAUUGUCAAGGCUCAUCCUUUGUGUAUUGGAGACGCUGAGAUUGGUGCACUUGACUCGCGACUCUGUAGGGAACAUAGUCCAGACGACCAACUUGACGAUCAUCUGCGCCACGUUGGUCCUUUGCGGCGUCACUCCCUCGAGCAUCUCAUCGUCGCGGCUCGUGAGCUCCGGACAGGAAUCAGGCCCGCAGCCUGAUGAGAAGAGCUCCGCGAGCGUACCUGAAGUUUCAAGCCGAGGGUCAGACCCAAACGAGCAGGGCAGGAGAAGCAAAGGUCCAAGGAUAGACGAGCCUACUCUGUGGACCCUGUUGAUGCUUAUACAAUUGACGGGAUCCGCAUUCGCAUUCGCCGUGCGGUACUGGAUAGCCAAGAUUGUAUUCUCUGCGACUUGCUAA
Molecule: messenger RNA, 2003 nt
Organism: Ceraceosorus bombacis
Lineage: Eukaryota; Fungi; Basidiomycota; Exobasidiomycetes; Ceraceosorales; Ceraceosoraceae
Source: the annotation of a GenBank genome assembly